GGGGCCUGCGCAGCGCGACCGGGCCCUGCGCAGCGCGACCGGGCCCGGCCCGUGCGGCCCAGCGGAGCGGAGCUGAGCAGCGGCGGGCGGCGGCACAAGCGGCGGGGGGAGCGCGGGGGGCCGCCCACCGACCCCCGCCGCGCUCCAGGGAGCCGGGAGCGGCGGGCGGCCGUCGGGGAUGUCCUACAAGCCCAUCGCUCCCGCCCCCGCCACCCCCGGAGCCGCCAGCGCCAGCCCCGCCCCACCGGGGCCCGGGGCACCGUCUGCCGCCACGAGUGUCCCGUCGCCCUCCGGCUCCGUGCCCGGCGCCGCCGCCCCGUUCCGGCCGCUCUUCAAUGACUUCGGGCCGCCGUCCAUGGGCUACGUGCAGGCGAUGAAGCCCCCCGGGGCGCAGGGCUCGCAGAGCACCUACACCGACCUGCUCUCGGUCAUCGAGGAGAUGGGGAAGGAGAUCCGGCCCACCUACGCCGGCAGCAAGAGCGCCAUGGAGAGACUGAAACGGGGCAUCAUCCACGCCCGGGCGCUGGUCAGGGAGUGCCUGGCGGAGACAGAGCGAAACGCCCGCACGUAACGGCUGCUGUCAGCGGGACCCCCGCCCCCUCCCGCACGCCGCCCGCCGGGGCUGGGCGCUGCCGUGCUGCCUGCGCUUCCCGCUCUCUUUAUAAAUGUGUGUUUUUAUAAAUAAAGGACGUGGCUGGGA
Colius striatus (speckled mousebird) is the source of this 700-nucleotide messenger RNA. It is a transcript of the gene CDK2AP2, whose product is annotated as cyclin dependent kinase 2 associated protein 2. The transcript is spliced from 4 exons. The record is from RefSeq and is a predicted model, not a curated record. The coding region runs from base 179 to 571 and encodes 130 amino acids. Gene Ontology annotation, cellular component: nucleus; microtubule; cytoplasm. Gene Ontology annotation, biological process: regulation of microtubule cytoskeleton organization; negative regulation of G1/S transition of mitotic cell cycle. NCBI's taxonomy places the organism in Eukaryota, Metazoa, Chordata, Aves, Coliiformes, Coliidae.